AGUUCAAUAUGUAAGGAGAGGAAUAGUCGUUUUUGCUAUUUCAUUAGUUUGAAAACAGUGUCUUGGUUAAUGCUUUGUCGUUCUCAAUCGUCGUUCUACAUAAACGGUAGUUGUAACGCGUGAGUCUACGGCUUUAGCUCUAGCUCUUCAGCUUUGGUCACUAUUACGGUAUCGUUGCGUUGUGAAAGUGUGUUCCAUCAGUGGAACACAGAUUUUACACUCAGUUUGAGCUGAGACUGAGUAUUUGGAUACUCUUUGAGAAAGUGCAACGGCCCAUUUGUGGGAAGAAACGAAUGUAUUGCUAGUUUACAUCUUUCUCUUCUCGUCUUUUCGAGUUGCUCGACGCAUGGUUCGAAAUGAUACAUUGUUCAAGCUGUCUGGAACAACAACCAGUUGCUGUUGUCAUAGUAAUAUUUUUGUAGGAUUCGCAAGUCACGUCGUCUUUUUAACCAAUUACAUUACUGUGCUCUGUGUACUUCAAUAGCUAUAGGUUAUGUUAGAUUGUGCAUUUAGAUUAUUAGAUUUACAAUCUAAUAAGUAACGGCGUGAGGAAAAAAUCUAGCAAACUGUACGACAUCACGUAGCGGUUCGGCUGAACAACUAUCCAGCUCCAACAUAGACCGAAUAAACGACGAAAUAUGAACUUUUUAGAAGUGAUAAAACUCGCCAAACAAAAUACAUCCACCGUAGGCCAACAUGGCGAGAGUCGCUACUACACGACCAAGUUCUCACCACCGAAAAAGGAGGCUAAAGAGAAGAAGUUGUCGGAUAAUAUAAAGAAGUUUCUGGCAAAAAAAGAUGAAGAGGAACGAGCCAAGGUGUUAGAGCAGCGGCGCAAGGCACAAGAGCUGAUGGAGCAGAGGGACGGGAAAGCAAAGAAAAAGAUCGAGAAGAUGCUGAAGGUGAUCAAGUCGGCCAAUAAGUCGGUUAUGGAUGAUGCUGGUCAGGACAAUGGGGAACUGGAUCAGCCAGAUGAGGACGACUACGGCUAUACUUCGAACGUGGCCUCACAAUUUUACAAGCAGCUGAUGGACAAGUACAAAAACAACCCGGAAAAGGAGAAGUUCAAGGAAGCGGAAAAGCGAACGAUGAACAAGGAAGAUCUGGCGCAGACGAAGGCUCGCGUUAAAGAUGCUAUUACACGUCAGGUCGAGGAAGAGCAAAUGCCGCGCAGCCGAAAAGCGCGCACGGUCAGUGAUGGCGGGCGCUGUGUUAGUAAUCAACGCGAUCCUGGGACUCGAUGUAACCGUGUACCAGAACGAUCGGACGAUCCAGUAGAAGAACAGCGUCGCACAGACGUGGAUAUCAAACGGUCGAAAUUGGCUGACAAGAAGAGCAACAGUGGCGGGCGUAAACCAAGCGGUCCUCCUCCGCCCGAUUUUAAAACGUUGAUAAAAUUAGCCGAGCAGAAGCAGUACGAACCCGUCAAGGUGGAUGUCGUAGCCGAGAAAAAGACCCAGGAACCGGAGCGACUGAUGACGAAGAAGGAAAAACAGGAGCAUGAGGAGCGCAUGGCUUUUCAAGAGAUGAGACGAUUGCGCGACCGGAUCAAGGAUGAUCCAAAGCUCUCGGAUAAGGAAAAGGAGCAAAAGCUGAUGAAAUUGGAAGCACUCCGUGCGGCAGGCAAGUUGCCCGGUAUCCCACCGACAACCGGGGUGGUCAAACCAUCUUUCACCGGACAUGCAGCAUUCAAUUGUGGUGGUUCAUGGGUUAAAUCUAACCAGCAAACAGGUGACUCCGGUGUUCGGUCUUCAAAUGAUGCAUCAGGGACAGGAGGAAAGUUUGGCGCCGCACUAAAUUAUAAACCGAUACCCAAGAUGUCCGAACGUCGAACGGAACCGCAAUCGAAAGAAUCUAGUGUUCAGCCCACCCAGCACCAACAGGCCUCGUCAGCUGGACCCAAAGUGAAACCUUUAAGUGUUCCAAGAACAGCGGUUUCUUCUCCGAAAAUAGUUUCGGCAACAGCUGGAAAAUCACUCAAUAUGGCGACGUCAACUUCUAAAAUGACCUCCACAGAUGUUCAACUUGUUCGAUGCAACAAAAUACAAACUGUCACGUCAACGAUAACCUCAAAGGUGCCAGGCAUUGUGAAGAGUAAAUCGUGCAACUCGUCGGCUACGUCGUCUACGACGGCUUCGUCGGCAAUAGUUAAUGCCCCGCGGCACUUGUCGUCCAAGAGCACAACGAACAGUAGCAUACGAAAUAGCCAGUCAGCUACCAAACCUGUAGCCGGAGUGUCGACUAAGCGCCCUUUACAACCAGAGCUUGCCAAGACGCGCCAAUUUCCACCAUCAGAUGUUCAACGCUCAGUGAAGCGACCCAGUGCUAAUAGUAUGGACCGAGGUCACCCCUCGCGCCAUGGAGGGGGGACCAGUGGGGUCAAGAAACGUCGGGUCAUCGACAGCGACACCGAACACGAUAGCGAGAUGGAUGACUUCAUCGAUGACGGCGACUGCGAGGAGGAUUAUUCGUCAGCAAUCAAAGAGAUUUUCGGCUACGAUAAGUCGCGUUACCAGAACGACGAUUAUGAAGCGGAUGACGACAACAUGGAAUCGACAUACGCACAGCAGAUGCGAGAGGAGUUCAUCAGUAAAAAAAUCGGUAUUAUGGAAGAUCUCGAGGAUAUGCGAAUGGAAGAAGAGGAGAAACGGCGUAAGAUGGUGAAGAAAAAGGCUUCGAUUAAGAAGAGAUGAGCUGGUGCGUGCCAGAUAAUUUUACUCGCGGCAACAUACGCACAAUCUAGGUAACGGGAUUAGUUAUUGCCGAGUGAAAAGUUUUCUAUCAAUUUCAUACCAAUUAUCCUUAAUUUGGACUAUUCCAUUUCACUUUAAAUGAGUUUGAGAUUUCACUUGUAAUUCAUGAAAGGGCCAUUUGCACUGUACGUAUCUUUUCGCUUUUUUCAAAUAUUCGUUGAAACCCUGUAUUUACUUGUUCAAUGAAAGAAGAGUAGAGCAUCGUUCAAGUUGUAAUGAAUACAGAACAUGUGAACGAAUAGAAAGUAUAACGAAUACUGGAGAAACGGUGUUUUCGAAUCUGACAAUGGGGCACUCUAGGGUGUCGUAAAACUCUAUACUUAAAAGAGAAAACAUCACAAAAAAAAUAUUUUCGGUUUUGAUUCUUUGUUCACCUUACGUCGUCAUAGACGCAUCGAAAAUAAUCCUUAAGCUUACUUUCAUUUGAUUUUUAUUUUUUUGUGGACUAGUUAGCAGACGUGAGCGUUAUUCUAAUUACUUUUAUGUAAAUGUUCACAAUUAGCAUAUGUUGGGGCAUUUCAGCUAGACUGUAAAAACAAAUAAUCUGUGCUAAAGACAACAAGUAGAACUUCAAGGGAACUAAACAAGAUAAAACAUUAAUGAAAACGAUGACUCCGUUUUGGUCGAUGUAUCCAUUGCGCUCUUCAUUGACUUUCACCAUUCUCCCGGGUGCAAAACAAAUCAAAUCAAACCAAAUAAAGCGCGAGAAAUGAAGUACCGUAGAUUACGGGUAUUAAGACCCACCUUUUUUGCAAAAAAAAGUCAGUCUAAAAUCCAGGGGGGUCUUAAUAGGUGUAGUCAGCGUCUCGGCUGGCUGGAUUAACCCGUUAAUGCAUGGCUGAUGGCACCAAGUUGCCUCCCCUUUUAAUCUUCAAACGUAAAACCCUGCCUAAGGACAAAAUCCCCACAGAAGUAUUGAUUCAUGUUCAUUGAAAAGGAUGGAUGGACCAGCAAGGCAUGGACUUGUGGUUUAAUAAGGUAUGGUCUAGGCGACCUGGAGGCCUGUUGAAGAAGAAUUCUCUUGUGGUUUUUGAUUAGUUUAGAGGGCAUUUGACGGAAAAGGUAAAGCAAAAGGCUAAAGAACUGAGAACCCAGUUAGCAGUCAUUCCAGGUGGUCGCACAAGUCAAUUGCACCCUCUUGAUAUCAGUAUCAAUUAACCCUUUUGAGGCAAAUAUGAAGGAGGAGUGGACCAAAUGGAUGAGUGAAUCUGAUACAAAUUUAUCUUCAUGGGGCUUGAUAAAGAGGCCAACAAUCUCACAAG
Molecule: messenger RNA, 4015 nt
Organism: Anopheles bellator
Lineage: Eukaryota; Metazoa; Arthropoda; Insecta; Diptera; Culicidae
Product: protein SPT2 homolog
Exons: 2
Coding region: 639-2693 (684 amino acids)
Biological process (GO): nucleosome assembly; regulation of DNA-templated transcription
Cellular component (GO): nucleolus
Molecular function (GO): DNA binding; histone binding
Source: RefSeq, a predicted model, not a curated record